GAGCCGGACCUGGCGUUGUGUAGUCGGUGAUCCGAGCUAACUGCUACAGAGCUAAUAUGUAAAGAACCCUCUAAGGUUCGGCUCAUGGUCGGUUUUGGAUUGGCUCUCACCGCCUUAGUAGGUUCAGGCGGACCAGCAGAAUCUCGGAACCAUUACUGAACGGAGCUUGGAACGGGUUUUAAUUGUGUCUGGACUCGUUCUAUCCGUGACCUACUUUCUGUCUUGGUUCGAACCGAACCUGAUCCAACCCAGGGAUUGAGUUCACUGAUCUACGAGUAAGCCUGUAAGGCAGUUCGGUCCGAAAACUCAGGUAGUGGGUCAGAACCGGUUUUAAUGUUUAAUCCGUUUCCAAAAUAAGAGUUUGUGAAAUGUGACGUCAUAGAGAGCUUUAAUGUUGAUGAGGAGGGAGGGGCAGUUUAUUGUAGAUGACGUCACUGAAUAAUAUGGUGAUCAGGAAUCACAGCAUGGACCCUGAGCAGAACCAAGCACACUCUAAAGCAGAUGCAGGAACAUCAUCUUGGUUCCGACCACGAUGGCUCGGAAAAACCUCCGGUUGUCUUCAGUAAACAUGAUUUUGACUGAGAUGGUUCCAGGUGAUGAUCCGCUAGGGUUCUGUUCAGCGUUGGGAAUCAGCACAAAUGAUGGAGAUCAAUAAUGAAGCCAAUCAGAAACCACAGUCACUGAGCUUACUCUGUGUGCAGGACAGUAAAGUUCUGAAAAUGUUCUUUAAAACACCAGCCCGGAAGACCGAUUAAUACAUGCCUCCUGCUGGUCAGGUGAGGUGAUGCAGCAGGUGUAGCCCCGUUUCCUCACAGACAUCACCUGCAGACAUGGCCUUGAUCUCCUUGGAUGACCUCGAGGGAUUGGAUGACGAGCAACUGGAUGAUGACAUCAAUGACGACCCUGAGCCAAUGGAUGAAGAGGAGAGAGAGCGGCUGCUGAGCCACUGGCAGGCAGUGGCCAGCACCCAUCAGGUGUCGGUUCCUGCAGAAAUGACCGGGCCCAUCCAGGAAAUGACCCGAAACAGCCAGCAGAGGGAGCCCCUCUCCUUCGUCCUCGUCGCUCGCCAUGAGAAGAUGGGCGAGGUUCUGUAUGAGGAGCGGCUCUACCCAGCAGGGAACUGGGCCACCGUGACUAGCGGGGAGAAUCUGUACGAGCAGAGCAUCUCAAUGGCCUUCAUGAAACUAAUGCGCUUCAUCUGCAAGGAGAACUCUUCAGGUAGAUACCUGGGGUUGACGGUACCUGUCGUCAGCAGUAUCCAGAUGAUGAAGGAUGCAGAGACGUUUGAUAAGAACAUAGAGACGGCGUUCUUCCUUCCCACUGAGUUCCAGAGCAGUGCGCCACACUCCUCAGACCCUGACAUCAGCAUCACCUACAGGGAGCCAAUCAGAGUGAUUGCAAGGACGUUCUACGGGACAACCACGGAGCAGACUGUGAGCUGGCAGAUCCGUCUCCUGUGGGAGCUCCUCGACCUUGGCGACGCCUUCCACUGCGAGCGCUACAUGGUGGCCGUGUACGACAACCCUGGAGCGCUGCAGCGCCGUAACGAGAUCUGGUUCAUCGGCAGAGACUAGUAGGGUCAACCCACAACACUCACCUGUUUAUUAAAUGGACCAAUCAGAGCCCUCUGCUUUGCACACAGCUCCUGGUCCUCCCAUUGGCUCUCACAUACAGGAAGUUCAUUUGACUGGUUGCUGCUGGAACAAGGUUCAACUUCCUGCUCCCUGACAAUGACAUCAGUGCUCUGCAACAGCGUGAUGUUACUCCCUGUCUCCCAAUAUGGUGAAGUCAGUUCCUGUUCCUGGCAGAGUAUGAUGUCACUUCCUGCUUGAUGUCAAUUUCUGCUUCUGUCCAACACAGUGACUUCACGUCCUACUAUCAAUGCAGUGACAUCACUUCUGGCUACCAACACUGUUGCUUCCUGCCCUGUACAUACUAGGAAGUACUGUACAGUGUACAGUUUUCUAUUGUGGUGUGGUUGAGUAUUCUGUAGUACGUGUUGUAGAACUGUGCAGUACUGUGUAUGCUUUGGUAUGUCAGGAGCCAGACUCUGAAUCAUGUUUCUCUGCCACUGUCAUUGAUGUGUUUAAUGUCAGGUCAUGAAAUCAGAAACCAGACUUUCAGCGGAUCUUUUUGAUGUCAGACUGUUUUUUUUCUUUCUGUAUAAAAAUAUUUAAAUAAAUUUGCCUGAAAUUAACUGGAGGUGUGAACUUUAAGAGCUUUAUACUAAAUGUACUGUACUUUGAUGAUCAUUUUUAUGCUUAUGCAGAACAAAAAACAAGCGAAUACGAGUUGAUCACACUUGCAGAAGUUUCUGAUUUGCAUCCUUUAGAUGUUAUGAGGAGUUUUGGCACCAAAGAGUUGUAUGUGUCCCCAAAAUACAAAAUCUUGUACCUUGGUUGAUGACUGUACUGGAUUGUAAAUAUAUGAUUAUUAUUGGAAGGGACAGGGAUUCUUUUUCAUUAUUUCUUUUAUGAAAUUUAUUGCCCUGUUUUCCAUUGAUGUUCACUGAAUGUUAGAAAACAUAUUUUAUUACACAGAUGGUUAGGGAUUUUUAAAAAGGUUUGGUGUUAAUGCCUUAGAAAAAUUGGUAUUUUGUUUGCUUGACUUUGUGAUAUGAAUUUAUUUUAAAACUUUUUUAAAUAUUUGAGCUGCCCCAGCAUUAUUGUUGUAACAUACUUAAUUGUAAUAAAAGUAUCUCUAAUAUCCUCAAA
This is a messenger RNA of Girardinichthys multiradiatus, 2714 nucleotides long. RefSeq names its product heme-binding protein soul4 (gene soul4). The transcript has 6 exons. Bases 831 to 1574 code for a protein of 247 amino acids. NCBI's taxonomy places the organism in Eukaryota, Metazoa, Chordata, Actinopteri, Cyprinodontiformes, Goodeidae. The record is from RefSeq and is a predicted model, not a curated record.